Messenger RNA from Melitaea cinxia (Glanville fritillary), 1409 nucleotides. RefSeq names its product WD repeat-containing protein 74. Gene Ontology annotation, biological process: ribosomal large subunit biogenesis. Bases 115 to 1389 code for a protein of 424 amino acids. Gene Ontology annotation, cellular component: preribosome, large subunit precursor; nucleolus. The transcript is spliced from 8 exons. Gene Ontology annotation, molecular function: protein binding. Lineage: Eukaryota; Metazoa; Arthropoda; Insecta; Lepidoptera; Nymphalidae. The record is from RefSeq and is a predicted model, not a curated record.
UGUUCGAAAGUGACUUUCUAAAAAAAACAUGAUUUUCACGUGUAUAAACUAACAAUUAUUGUAUAUUUCAUUACUAAGUUGUUUUCAAAGGAUGUGUGAUUGUUGCACGGCAAAAUGGUAGUCACAGAGGAUAAAACAUUUGAUAUAUUCGUAGCUAGUAAGAUAGGUUCUUUUAAACAUAUUAAAUACUACACAGAUGUGUCAAAAAAUAGUAAAAAAUGUAUAGAAAAUCUAGUUGAAAUAAAGAGUUUACAGAAAGAUGACGCCAUAACGUCUAUGGUGUGGGGGAAUGAGGAACAAACUGAAAUAUUAAUAGGCAAGAAAAAUCAGCAGAUUCAAGUCUACAACACGCUCCAAGGUUUCACGAAAACGUACACAGCCGAUUUCGGUACGGGCGAUAUAGUUGGUCUCGGUAAACACAAGAGGCGACUGCUGGCAGCGCUGUCCAGUGGCACAGUGCAAAUAUGGAGCAAGAAGGAGAAUGUGGUUGUGAAUACUGGCGGCAAGUUGGAUAAAAUGAAAGUUUAUGAACAGGACACUACUCUGUUUGCUACCGGUGGUGAAGAGAACGAGUUAAAAGUGUGGCGUAUUGGUGAACCGGCGCCCAUAUUUACAGCUAAGAACUUGCCACAUGACUGGCUCCAGCUCAGGAAACCAGUGUGGGUGUCCGAUCUCACAUUCUUGGCUCCAGAGUUGUUGGCUGUCUGCUCGAGACACGGUUACGUCAGACUGUACGAUACAAGAGCACAAAGACGACCCGUGUGCAAUGUGGAGUUUGAGUCGAUGGCUGCGACUUGCAUGGCACCUGGGUUCGAUGAUCAUCACGUUCUGGUAGGCUUCGGUCGUGGUCAGCUCCAGCAAGUAGACCUUCGGAGAGGAAAACCGGACAAGGGAUACAAGGGGGCAGUAGGUGCGGUUACCAGUGUUGUGGGGGUGGGGGGUAAAGUGGUCAGCGUUAGCCUCGACCGGCAUCUCAGGGUCCACAGGGCUGAUAGCAAGGAGAUGAUAUACAAGCAAUAUUUAACAUCAAAGCUGACAGGAGUGCUAGUCCAGACCGCGACCUCUACGCCUCUUAAGAGAGGUGACCCAGAGGUCAAGGAAGAGGACGAGGUGGUCGAGGAGGUCGAGGUCAAAGAAGAGGAUAUGGAUGACCUCUUUGAUAAUAUGGAAACUGUUGGUGAUAAACCACGAAAGAAACGUAAAGAAGAUGCAGAAGCGACAGAAGCUAAGAAGAUGAAGCCGUCCACAGAGGGCAGCACCGUUGAAAUAGAAAACGAAGACCCAGAAGAGAAGAUCGUGAAACUUCUCAAGAGCACGGAGAAGCAAAAGAAGAAAAUGGAGAAGAAGAAGCGGGAGAAGAAGGCGAAGAGCGUUUUUCAUAAUGCUUAAAAUAAAUUAUGUUUAUGAAA